UAAGAGGAGCUCCUUUGGGUCGUGGACGGUCCGGUUGCCUCCGCCUCCUUCUGUCGGGUCCGCGCUCUCCCGCGGCUGCGCCGGCUCGGCAGCCCGGGAGACAAAGCACCGCCGGGGCCGCCGCCACAACCGAGCGGGUCCCGGGCCAUGGCCCGGCCGCCCCCUGGCUCCACGCCUCUGGUCCCGCCGCUGCUGCCAUCGCCCUAGGCCGUGCCGCGAGGUCUUUGAGCACCAACUACAUGCCAGGCACUGGAAUUCCGACAAAGAAUCUUUGUCCUCCUAGAGCAGGCAAAAAUGACCCAGAUGUGGAAAUGGAGGCCCAGAGGGGCUUAAAGCUCGCCCAGGGUCACAUAAGUCAGACGCUCCAGAGCUGACAUUUGAACCCAAAGAAGAGCAAGUCAAAACCAGAACUGGGCAGAGAGCAGGGAAGAGAGCUGUGGCCUGAGAGGUAGGAGGGAAAUGGGGUCCCGAGCGCGCGCCAUGAAGCUGAACGAGCGCAGCCUGGCCUUCUACGCCACCUGCGACACCCCGGCCGACAACGCGGGCUUCCUGUACAAGAAGGGCGGCCGGCACGCGGCCUACCACCGCCGCUGGUUCGUGCUGCGCGGCAACAUGCUCUUCUACUUCGAGGACGCGGCCAGCCGCGAGCCCGUGGGCGUCAUCAUCCUGGAGGGCUGCACCGUGGAGCUGGUGGAGGCCGCCGAGGAGUUCGCCUUCGCCGUGCGCUUCGCCGGGUCGCGGGCCCGCACCUACGUGCUGGCGGCCGAGAGCCAGGCCGCCAUGGAGGGCUGGGUGAAGGCGCUCUCGCGGGCCAGCUUCGACUACCUGCGGCUGGUGGUGCGUGAGCUGGAGCAGCAGCUGGCGGCCGUGCGCGCGGGCGGCGGCCCACCCCCGGCCCACCGGCCCCGCGCGCUUCCGUCGCUCCCGUCCAAGGAGAACGGCUGUGCCGUCUGGAGCGCCGAGACCCCCGCCGCCUCCGCCCCUGUCAGGGCCAACCCCGGCUCCCGGCCCGGCCCCGAGCCCCCGCCACUGCCGCCCCGCCGGCGGGCCUCGGCGCCCAACGGGCCUCUAGAUUCUGCCUCUUUCGCCCAGCUGCACGAGUGGUACGGACAGGAGGUCAGGGCGCUGAGGAGCCAGUGGCUCAGCAGCCAGGCCCAGCCCUGAGAAGCUGGGGGACCUGGUCAUGAGGGAAAUCGCCAUCGGGGUCAGCCCUGAGCUCCCUGCCGGGUCUGCCUUCAGGAACUCAAGGCGCUAAGAAGAUGCUAGGUUCUGAGGGAUGCUUUGGGACCUCUGUAAUUCAGAGAGAGCCUAGCCUUGAGGAGGCCACCGUGCCCAAUUCUCAGGAGGAUCCAGGCCCUAGGUGAUCCUCAAGCAGCCAGAGAGCUGGUUUUGUGGGAGCUGUAGCCCCAAACCCAGCCCAGCAGGUGCCUUGGUCGCCUGUCCUGAAUCACCGAGCAGAGGUUUGUUGCUGGCGACAGGCCUUGGCAGGGGCAGCUGGGACCUGCGAUUCUCUAUGGGCUGGAAGGCACAUGAGCAGUCAGCACUGCUCCAGACUGGGCCCCACGUGGUCAGGAGGCUGGGCUGUGCUACACCACACCUGCGCCUGACCUCCUUUUCCUCCAAGGCCUGCUGGAGGAGCUGCCUGGCUCCCAGCCACCUUCCUGCCUCCAUAAGCAGCAGGUGCAGAAAGGCAGCACCAGUGUGGGUUUUCAUGUAUGACCCGCACCGGGCUUCUGGCCUGGAGUGAGGCCCAAGCAGGACUAUUCCUGGAGCCUCAGCCAGGCCUUGGGGUGAUGCCCCAGGGCAGUAGACCCUCUGGCCUUGGGCCAUGUCUGUGUGCCUGUGGCAGCUCUCACGCUCUCCCAACACUCCUUAACCACAUCCUCUGUCUUCUCCCAGAGCCAGCUCUCCAACCCCUGACUUGGGGUGGUGCCUCACAGGAGCCCGCCUGACCUUGUCCAGUCCUGGACCAGGCAGCUGUGGCCUGAGCUGACUUCCCAGCAGGUGCUUCUGGCAGGGAGGGGCCAUGAGCUGACUCACAGCCCGGAAAGGGUCCAGAUGCCAAUCUGAUAGGGGCAAAGCAGCAGCUGCCAAACCAUGUCUGGCUUCCAGAACCCUCUCCCACCAUCACAGCCUGUCUCUGUGCUCCACUCAGCCCCACUCACCCAACAGUAUUCUGAGGGAGACCAGGUCUUGCUUUGCCUCGCGCCCACUUCUGGUUUUACUGUUAUUCACUCACCACAAUGGCCAUUCUUUAUCCAGGGAGAAUCUCCGGGGGCUGGGACACCCCUGGCCCUCAAGCUGGGUCAUAUUUACAGUCCUCAGCGCCUCAAAGUCAGGACCCCCUGAGGACACCUCCGCCCUAAUCUUUAUUUCCCCAGAGGCUCCCUCUUGGUGACACUGACUCGGCCCUUGGCCCCUUUCCUCUGCCUUUGGAGACCUUGGGGCUUGGAAAAGAAUGGGUGCUGUCUGUGUGUCUGCAAUCAGCAGCUCACUGCUGGCUCAGCUGACUGGAGUUUCAGUUUUAAUUUACUUUUUAAUACUUCAGGGUGUCUUUUUCUCUCCUAGCAACAAAGUUUGGUAUUUUCACUGUUUUUGUUUCUUGUUGGCUGGUGAAGGGAUAGGGUGCCCUGGUUCUGGGCUUGGCUAGUGGCGGUAGGGGGUAGUUGGCACUGCCCCGGGGGGAGGGGUGGGCAAGGAGCCUUGGCUGAGGACAAAGGAACCUCAAGAAUCUCACCUGGCUCUUUGCCUUCUCCCUGGCGAGCCCUGCUCACCUGCAGGUGCCUCUGGGGGUCUUGGUACGCUUCCCAUCCCCUCUUCCCCAAGUCCUGAGUGGUGGGUGGGGUUGGCAGCUCUAGUCUAUAGGCUCUGGGGUCUCAGGGGGUGUUAGGAACUGUUAGGUGCCCAUGUCCUGGCCAGACCCAGCUGGUGUGGUGAGGCGUUGGCCCCAGUCCUGGAGUAGGUUUACAAGCUCUAAAGGUACAAUCUCCCCACCACCACCCCCAAAGCCCAACAUGGGGUCAGGCUGCCUCCAGAGUUGGGCAGGGGAGAGAUAUCAGGCAUCCUGGGAGAGGGAAAUAGAGGCUAAAAUGAAAUAAAAAGUUU
Messenger RNA from Budorcas taxicolor (takin), 3105 nucleotides. It is a transcript of the gene PHETA1, whose product is annotated as PH domain containing endocytic trafficking adaptor 1. The transcript has 4 exons. Gene Ontology annotation, biological process: retrograde transport, endosome to Golgi; receptor recycling; endosome organization. Lineage: Eukaryota; Metazoa; Chordata; Mammalia; Artiodactyla; Bovidae. The record is from RefSeq and is a predicted model, not a curated record. Bases 460 to 1164 code for a protein of 234 amino acids. Gene Ontology annotation, cellular component: trans-Golgi network; early endosome; recycling endosome.